Molecule: messenger RNA, 822 nt
Organism: Theileria annulata
Lineage: Eukaryota; Apicomplexa; Aconoidasida; Piroplasmida; Theileriidae
Exons: 6
Coding region: 1-822 (273 amino acids)
Source: RefSeq, a predicted model, not a curated record
AUGAAUGUCGCACUCACAAAUCUGAUAGUUUUGUCAAUCAACUCGAUGGAUAAGGGAGGAUUCAUAGUGCAUUAUAACGUUUUGGCUAAAAUCGGGCAUGUAGUAGGACCUUUACUGAACAUUCUAGUCACAUUUUUACCGCCCAUAAAACGAAGGCUUUUCUAUUUCAACGCACUACCCUAUGAGAACCUAGAAUACUUAUAUAUAUCAAUUUCCGUAUUUUGCAUUUUAAGAAUUUAUGCAUCAUUUGCCUUAAGAAAUGCUCGAAGACCAAAUGUAAUUCCUAGUAAAAUCAAGGAAGACUUUCCUGAUCGAAACAUAGGGACAUAUUUCAGGGAUGAAUCGGUGAAUUAUUCAUCCGGAAGAUAUUCCUACUUACCCUGGAUUGUGUUUUCAACAAAUAUCUUAACUACUUUGGGAUCAGGACUUUCAAUCAGUAUAAUGGGAAUUUACAUGAUUGAGGAAUUCAAGAUUGAUUUCAUGAAACUGUGGAUAAGCUCAUUAAUGAUACCGAUUUUUACAACAAUUCUUCUUUUCAUUUUGAACAGUUAUCAAAAAAGGCAUGGGAAACUGGUUACAAUAUUCAUAUCAAAACUUAUCGCACUAUUGGCAUCAUUUCAAAACGCUCCUGGGCCACUUAAAACAUCUAUAGUUCUGCAAUGUAGCAAUUUAAAAUCUGCAAGUUACUGGUUAUCAUCGGAAUACCUCUCGAGGAUUAUAAUGGCUGGGAUGACGAUGCUGGGAGGGCAUAUUCAUAUGGAAUAUGGAUUCAAGUACUGUUUCGUCUUGACUGGUACUUUGUGUGUAAUCAUUUUGCUUUAG